AUGUCCCAUGCUCUCCUAUUGCGCCUCUUCCUCUCCUCCUCCUUCUUCUCCGUCCAUGUCGCCCUCCAGUACCUCAACCACUACGCCGACAAUAUAGGAAUCACCUACUACCUUACCCGUAGGCUUAGGGAAUUCAAUACCCGUGAAUUGCGCGACGUCUGGGGUUUCGUAUGUCAUCUCCUUGUCACUAGAAACACCAAGUCGCGUGCGCUGGAGGCCUUUGUGGUAGAAACAGCCCAAAGAUCUACCCAUAUUGCGCUUCUGACGCUAUGGUUCAUGCAAUCCGCGUUGAAGGACCUGGCCGUCUCCCGCCACGAUAGCCUGUCUUUCUUAAUUUGCCAGCGUGUCCUGCACCAAUGCCAUGAAAUUAUAUUCGGAGAUCUUCCGCCGCUUGCGACGGCACCGUACGCAUCAUUGAAUUUACCUUUCCAGGCGAGGUUACUUCGCAAAAAGGUCAAGCCAAAUGCAGAACCAGCGCUGGUAGGGAUCGGUAUGGUUUUGGCGGGGGUACCGGCCAUGCCACCGUUGACCGAAAUCAUGGGCCAAGUAGCUAUUGAGCAAGGAAGGGCGGACCAGGAGCGCGCAUCUAUUCGAGAUAUAGGCGGCAGAAAUGACGACACGGCGCCCCAACCCACUGUACACGCCUCCACCGUCGACGAACCCGCAGAUGCGGACGAUGACGAGCCUGACAGCCCGGGGACCGCUACUCGUGUUCCCCAGAAUCAACCUCGGGGCCUAGGACUGAUUAUAGAUGAUGCGGAUCGUCCAAAGCAACUCCCUCAUCGUAAGACAGUCAGCGCGGCCCAGACCACCCCCGCAUUACCGUUGCACCUCCUCGCCGACAUAAAGUCGUCACGCUUCUCCGAGGAUCCUCUUGGUUUGGCCGACGAUGAGUUGCCUUCGUCUCCCAAGGCUCCGUAUCAGUCUUCGCCGUCCAUUUCUUCGCGCAUCGUACCGUCGCGGAAUACGACUUAUAAUUACGGUGAUAGCCUCUUGCAGAAGUACGACCCGUUUGCACAAUCCCAUUUACUCCGCGGCCACUUUUGUCGAUCAGAGGUCCAAUUCAUACUCGCGUUAGAGAAUAUAUCCAACCGGCUUCUUGUGAUACCUAAACCUGCUCGUGUUAGUGCACUGAGAGCAGAGCUAACCGCCUUGAACCAUAAACUCCCAGCAGAGGUCUGCAUGCCAAUGUGGUGCUCUUCGACGGACACACCCCGGGAAGGCAAUUCCUCAGAACCCCACCACCGCAUAGUCCGCAUUCCUCCUGGCGAAAGUGUGGUUCUCAACUCGGCUGAGAGGGCGCCGUACUUGCUUCUCAUCGAAAUAUUGCAUGACGAUUUGGAUUUUGAUCCAAGCAAGCGGAAUAACAAGGACGUGCUUAGGAAGAUAGUUCUCAAGGAAUCCGAGCGCAAGGGUGCCUCCAAGGACUUGAUCCCUUUCAACAUCCCAUCGUCGCAAAGCAAGACUUUGCCGACAGAGCCCAGCACUGGUGUAGAAGCAGAUGCAAACGCUUCCACGAUUCCAGGCCCCGCGUUCGCUGCGUCGCCGAUCACCUCCACGUCCGUGCCCGCGGAUGAGGAAGAGAUUGAUUUGGUGGAACAGUUGUAUGGCGCCGAACAUUCACUUCGUUCUGUCCCAGUGGACCUCUCUGACAGCAUCGUCCUGCGGCCAGCUCCAAAGAAUAAGGAACUCGAUAUGGCGGCCUGGUCAAGAUUAGGUUCACAACCAACCACUCCUGCUCUUUCUCAGGGAACACCCUUCGCUGGAGGCCGCCCGAAUCUCCAUAUCUCUCCCAGCUUUUCUUUCGGACCUUCCCCCGCGGCGACGCCAACCAUGGCAUCCGUGACACCACAGAGCCAAAUAUUGACGCUGGACGACUAUUCAGAAAGAAUGCGUACAGCGGCAGUAAUGCUUGCGCAGUUGAAUUUGAAUCUUGUUCGCGAACCCAUAACGUCUGUUACACUACCAAACGGCCAACCUAUACUGCCGGAAUCAUCGUCUGGACCUUUGAGCUGGCUUCCUGGCUCACGCUGGCUGCUUGAUCAUUCAACACCCUCGUCACCCUCACAAAAUGGCGUGAACUCCCCCAUUGAUCAUCCGCAGCCCGCGCCAACAAGGAUGCGAUUGCAACCCUCCGAGGCGUAUGCUAUCCGAGAUCGCAUCAUGAAGGAAAUGAUUGCUUUGGAAGAAGAACGCGUCGAACGAAUGCGCGGGGAUCCUCAAGAUAUCAUGCCCAUGGAUAUCAGUGGUUCUUUGAAAUCAGCCGAAGAUGAGAGCAUCAUUCGGCGUGAACUCAACAAAGCUGAUCCCUCUGCCGUCGUGUUCAGCGAAUCUUGGGCAGUCAAGAAAAGCAGAAUACGACACGGUUCUCCAUAUGGCCAUUUAGCUAACUGGGAUUGUGUCUCUGUCAUUGUGAAGACUGGCGGCGAUCUCAGGCAGGAGCAACUAGCUGUUCAACUGAUACAGCAGUUUGAGCGGAUAUGGAAGGAAGAGAAUUGCCAGUGCUGGGUUCGAUACUUUCGAAUAUUGAUAACGGGCGGUUCAUCGGGCUUGGUGGAGACCAUUACAGACGCAGUGUCCAUUCAUUCCAUCAAGAAAGCGGAAUACGCCCGUCGGCUUGCGGAGGGUCGAUUCGGACAUGUUACAUUGCUUGAUCACUUUAAAUCGACAUACGGGGACCCAUCUUCAGCCAAGUUCGCUCGCGCUCAGAGAAAUUUCGCCAAAUCACUAGCAGGUUAUUCUGUGGUGACCUACCUUCUGCAGAUUAAAGACCGUCACAAUGGCAAUAUUCUCUUGGAUCGCGACGGGCAUCUGAUACACAUUGAUUUUGGCUUCAUGUUAUCGAACUCCCCUGGCAACAUUGGUUUCGAGGCCGCGCCAUUCAAACUGCCCCCUGAGUAUGUGGAAAUAUUAGGAGGCGUGACAGGGGCGCCUUUCUUGGAGUUUAGACGGUUGUUCCGCGAAGGAUUCGAAGCUGCGCGCAAGCACUGUGAUGAAUUGAUUACUCUCGUUGAAUUGAUGCAGAAAGAUUCGACACUGCCAUGUUUUGCCGCCUUCGGGGAACAAACAGCUGUACAAUUCCGCGAACGUUUCCAACCAGCACUCACACAUUCCCUCGUUGCUGAACACGUUGAACGUUUGAUCGAUAAUUCUCUUGGGUCUAACUGGACGAGGCUGUACGACUCAUAUCAAUACUACUCACAAUCUAUUCUGUGA
Messenger RNA from Pleurotus ostreatus (oyster mushroom), 3216 nucleotides. RefSeq names its product Phosphatidylinositol 4-kinase pik1alpha (PI4-kinase)(PtdIns-4-kinase) (gene PIK1). Lineage: Eukaryota; Fungi; Basidiomycota; Agaricomycetes; Agaricales; Pleurotaceae. Gene Ontology annotation, molecular function: 1-phosphatidylinositol 4-kinase activity. The transcript is spliced from 13 exons. The coding region runs from base 1 to 3216 and encodes 1071 amino acids. Gene Ontology annotation, biological process: phosphatidylinositol phosphate biosynthetic process; phosphatidylinositol-mediated signaling. Gene Ontology annotation, cellular component: membrane; cytoplasm. The record is from RefSeq and is a predicted model, not a curated record.